Hansenula anomala is the source of this 1338-nucleotide messenger RNA. RefSeq names its product Ahc1p (gene AHC1). The record is from RefSeq and is a predicted model, not a curated record. Bases 1 to 1338 code for a protein of 445 amino acids. The transcript has a single exon. NCBI's taxonomy places the organism in Eukaryota, Fungi, Ascomycota, Saccharomycetes, Phaffomycetales, Wickerhamomycetaceae.
AUGUCACAAGAAAGUGGUUACAAUUUCAAUAGUUCAGGUUCAGAUCAUGAUCAAAAUAAGAGUAAUAUAUAUCUGCAGAUAGCGACCCCAAAAUCGCCAAAUUCUGAUGGGUUCUCGCCUACAGAGAUUCAUGAUGAAGAACAUUCAUUAGAGGAUGAAAUUAAACAAAAUGUUAUAAAUCAAAUCGAUGUUGAAAUCUUGUUGAAACAUAGAGAGUAUAAUCUAGUACAAAAUGAGAUAUCAAAAGUCCAGACUCAAUUAGAUACAUUACAAAAACUUCAUGAUGAUCCCGCGUAUUCCAAAUACGUCCAAAAUGUUAUCGAUAUGAGAGAUGGAGUCAAGAAUGAAUUAAACAAUUAUAACACAUCAACAAAUGACUCGGAAAUAAUCACAAGAAGACAUUCAUUCUAUAACAUAAGGAAAAGUGGAUCAGAAGAACCCCCAAAGCCUCAUCGUACCUCAUAUGGUGGAUUACGCCCCGUGGUGGAUUCAAAUGGUAAUAAAAUUUGUGUUCAUAAAAGAUCAGAUGGUGUUAUUGUAAAGAUUGAAUGUCCAACAUGUGCCAGAUCGGAUUUUGGUUCAGCUCAGGGUUUCCUAAACCAUGCAAGAUUGGCUCAUCAAGUUGAAUAUAAAAGUCAAGAUCAUGCUGCUUUAGUCUGUGGUGCUAUUCUACCAGAUAUUGAACAAGAUGAUAUUGGGAUUGCAUCUAUUCAGAAAUUAAAAGAUAUGGGGAUUGAUGCAGAUAAAAACUUGGCUCCGGGUGUUUUCACAAAUGGAUCUAUUGGAAGUUCUGAUGAAAUGAGUGGUCCACAAAAGAAGAAAGCUAGAAGAUCAAUAUCUAAAACUGGUGUACCUUCUGGUUAUUUGGAGAAAUUAUACAAUAAAGAAGUCAGUGAUGAAGGCACCUUCAAAGAGAUUUAUCAAGAUGCUACAACAAAGACUGAAGUUGAUUUUGGGGAUGAUGAUCCUGAGGCUACUACACCUCCAAUAUCACAAGAUUCUUCAACUUUGGAGAAUCAACAACAAUCAAAAUUAUUUAAAAAAGGUCACAAUAGAAGAAAAAGUCGUGGUGGAUUAUCAGCUGUCACAUUUGAUGAUCAAAUCCCAUCAACUUCGUCAGAACAUGAAGUUGAAAAAUUAUCACCAAGAGAUAUCACAGCACAAGAACUUAUAGUGGAGGAACAUUUGAAUUCUAGUGCUAGUACUGUUAGGUUUUCAGAAAAUAGUAUAACGUUUGGAGAAGUUGAUGGAUUGACACCUGCACAAAGAAGAAGAGUACCAACAAUUCCUAAUCCAUUAAGAACUAGAAGUAGAUCCUCCAGAGAAAAUUCUAACUAA